Molecule: messenger RNA, 2266 nt
Organism: Gastrolobium bilobum
Lineage: Eukaryota; Viridiplantae; Streptophyta; Magnoliopsida; Fabales; Fabaceae
Product: endoglucanase 25-like
Exons: 4
Coding region: 112-1974 (620 amino acids)
Biological process (GO): carbohydrate metabolic process
Molecular function (GO): hydrolase activity, hydrolyzing O-glycosyl compounds
Source: RefSeq, a predicted model, not a curated record
CCGACACCACCACCAAGGCUGUAACUGACUGACUAUUAAAAAGAGUAAUGGUACUUUUAAGAUUUGUGUGUGUGAUUAUUGAUUGAUCCAGUAGUAGUAGAUUGAUUGAAGAUGAGUAUGUACGGUAGGGAUCCGUGGGGUGGCCCGCUCGAGAUCCAUGCCACCGAUUCCGCGACGGACGAUGACCGGAGCCGCAAUCUUCAGGAAUUGGACAGAGCUGCCCUCGACGAGACUCAGCAGAGCUGGCUCCUCGGUGCCGGCGAGCAGAAGAACAAGAAGAAGAAGAAAUACGUAGAUCUCGGCUGCAUCAUUGUCAGCCGCAAAAUCUUUCUCUGGACCGUCGGCACCCUCGUCGCCUGUGCCUUAUUAGCUGGUCUCAUCACGCUCAUCGUCAAAACCGUACCCCGCCACCACCACAAACAGGGCCCACCCGAUAACUACACUCUCGCCCUCCACAAGGCCCUCCUUUUCUUCAAUGCCCAAAAAUCAGGAAAACUACCUCGGCAUAACAAUGUUUCGUGGAGAGGUAACUCAUGUCUUCAAGAUGGCAAAACUGGCGCUACCUCGAGUGUGAUUAAGGAUCUGGUCGGUGGCUAUUACGAUGCUGGAGAUGCAAUCAAGUUCAACUUCCCCGCUUCAUUUGCCAUGACCAUGUUGAGUUGGAGUGUCAUCGAAUACAGUGCGAAGUAUGAAGCUGCAGGGGAGCUUGCCCAUGUCAAGGACAUUAUCAAAUGGGGAACGGAUUAUCUUCUCAAGACAUUCAACAAUUCUGCUGAUACGAUUAACACGCUUGCUGCGCAGGUUGGAUCUGGUGAUACUUCUGGAGGGAGCACGACCCACAAUGACCAUUACUGCUGGAUGCGUCCUGAGGAUAUCGAUUAUCAACGCACCGUUAGUGAAUGUCACGGUUGCUCCGAUCUUGCUGCUGAAAUGGCUGCUGCUUUGGCUGCCGCUUCCAUUGUCUUCAAAGACAACAGAGCCUAUUCGCAGAAACUUGUUCAUGGUGCUACCACGCUCUUUAAGUUCUCCAGGAAUCAGAGAGGCAGGUACAGUGCCACUGGUUCCGAUGCUGCUAAAUUCUACAAUUCAACUAGCUAUUGGGAUGAGUUCGUUUGGGGUGGGGCUUGGAUGUAUUAUGCCACUGGAAAUUCAUCCUACCUUAAGCUUGCCACUACUCCUGGCAUCGCCAAGCAUGCUGGUGCCUUCUGGGGAGGCCCUGACUAUGGUGUGCUCAGCUGGGAUAACAAGCUUGCUGGUGCUCAGGUUCUUCUGAGUCGUUUGAGGUUGUUCCUGAGUCCUGGUUAUCCAUAUGAAGAAAUUUUAAGCACAUUUCACAAUCAGACCGGCAUAAUCAUGUGCUCCUACCUGCCAAUUUUCACAAGCUUUAAUAGAACGAAGGGGGGCUUGAUUCAAUUAAACCAUGGUAGGCCUCAGCCUCUCCAAUAUGUUGUCAAUGCAGCCUUUCUGGCUGCCCUAUACAGUGAUUAUCUCGAUGCUGCUGAUACACCUGGAUGGUAUUGUGGACCCAAUUUCUAUUCCACUAAUGUUCUUCGAGACUUUGCCAAGACCCAGAUGGAUUACAUCCUUGGGAAGAACCCGAGGAAAAUGAGCUAUGUUGUAGGUUUUGGUAAUCAUUAUCCAAAACACGUUCACCAUAGGGGUGCAUCUAUACCAAAGAACAAGAUUAAGUACAAUUGUGUAGGAGGAUGGAAAUGGAGGGACACACCGAAGCCAAAUCCUAAUACAAUUGUUGGAGCUAUGGUUGCUGGUCCUGACAAGCAUGAUGGUUUCCAUGAUGUCCGAACUAACUACAACUACACAGAGCCAACUAUUGCUGGAAAUGCAGGUUUAGUAGCAGCACUUGUGGCAUUGUCAGGUGAUAAAAGCACAGGGAUUGACAAAAAUACCAUUUUCUCUGCUGUCCCCCCAAUGUUUCCUACAGCACCACCACCUCCAGCUCCAUGGAAACCAUAAGGUGUUAUGCCAUUCGUUAUCCCUUUCCACCAAGUACCUCAAGUGACUUGAGUGUAUUGAUAAUUUUGAAGAUCGGGGUACUUCAAAGCCAAGGGUGGACAUGAACAAAUGGAAGUAAUGGAACAAUCUUUGAUUCAAGAUUAGUACUGAGAAUUGAUAGUGGUACUUGAGACUGUCUGUCUAAAAGUUUUUGUUUUUUUUGUGAUAUACAUAGUAUAUUUGUAUUUAAUCUUGAAUUCGUUAAAUGAACAGCAUCUAUGUUUGACAGUUUCAUCUAAUGUUUUACAGCUAC